Molecule: messenger RNA, 462 nt
Organism: Ostertagia ostertagi
Lineage: Eukaryota; Metazoa; Nematoda; Chromadorea; Rhabditida; Trichostrongylidae
Source: the annotation of a GenBank genome assembly
AUGGAACGGGCGCAAUGUAAAAACAACUUUCUUAUUAAAUUCCAUUUGUUUAGGGUAAAAAUGGCCACCCAAAAGAUGAACUUUUUCGAAAAGAUGGCUAAUAUGCUAGGCCAUUUAUACCGUCAUCAGGCCGCCCAGUUCCCUCGUCGCUGGGAAAUCCUCAAGGCUGUUGGUAAACAUGAGCUUGCGCCACCUAGGACCUCAGAUUGGCCUGCUAUCAAGGCUGACUGGAAGAAGGUUACACAGUUCAUCCAGACAAAGCAGUACAAACAACUAACAGUUCGGGAGGCUCUGGUAUACACAGCUGUCGGAAUGGAGGUUAUUUUCUGGUUCUUUGUAGGUGAAAUGAUCGGACGUCGGUAUAUCCCUGGUUAUUUGGUGCCACCCGACUACGUUUCUAAAGAGACACGUAAGAAAGCUAAGGCGCUAGAAGCAGAGAAGAAGGAAAAGGCUCUUCACUGA